GACGCGACGACCACCUGUUUCAGUAAGCAGUGACUGCUAGCAUGAAUGGGCGUGAACUAAAUGACUAGCGUGGAUAGGACGAGACUAUGCCGAACCUUGAACCAAUUAUUUCAAGCUCAUCCCAUGGAAUUCGUACAAGAGAAGGCGAGAGGAGAGAUACACAUGACAGCGACGACUCUAUGCCUCCACUAGAGGACGUUAGUGACAGCGGCUCGGAAAGUGGUUGGAGCACUGAAGACGAUGAAGAUGACGAUUUAGGUCGAGAUGCAGUUCCGCCUUCUGGGUUUAUGUUUAGGCCUGUUGAGACAGCUGUUACUUGGUCUGCGGGAAUAGGUAGCGGCAUGGACUUGGGUAUCGACGUUGACGACGAGACUCCCGACGACACAGAAGAUUCGGUGGACUCGACAGCAGAUGGCGGGCAGUCUAGCACAGAAAAUGGGCGACCGCCGUUUGUCACGGAUGGACGAGGACGGGUAAUUGGUGCAAGUGAGGAGGAGCAGGAUAAUGCUCUGUCACGAUCGUUCUUUGGUCGUUUUUUCUUUUCUCGCUCAUCGUAGUUUCGUGUUGCAGCAUUGUAGAAAUUAUAUUUGUAAAAUAUACAG
Desarmillaria tabescens is the source of this 602-nucleotide messenger RNA. RefSeq lists its product as uncharacterized. The coding region runs from base 87 to 557 and encodes 156 amino acids. The record is from RefSeq and is a predicted model, not a curated record. Lineage: Eukaryota; Fungi; Basidiomycota; Agaricomycetes; Agaricales; Physalacriaceae. The transcript has a single exon.